AUGUCCGCUCCCGGCAGCAGAACAUUGCUCCAUUCUACCGAUUGCUAUUAUGACCUUCUCGCGACUUUCAUCCGACAGACUCGCCCCCAAACACGAACCAGCCUCCGAGACGUUCAGCAACAGCGCCGGCAUUUCCAUGAUUACUUUGUCACCCAUCUCCCUUCGUCCUCCCUUCAUCCCGACUCGCGUUCUCUGACCGGCCUUGCCCACAAGUUUCCGCGGCAGGCAUCCACUCCGCAUACUCCUGAUGGCAAAUCUGCUCCCGCUACCCAUCCCUCGGUUUCUCGAGACACCACUGUGGUGCGCAUCCCGCUCAAGAGUGCAAAACAUCAUUAUGGCGCCUCGGUCUCCCGAGGUAGCAGACCCUACAAUGAGGAUUCCCAUCAAGCGGGCGUCAUCGAGCUCCCCGCGUUUGCUAAAAAGGCGCCGCAGUCCCUCACCUUGAGCAAAACUCCAGGAGAGGGCACUUCUGCCCAUGGGGCGUCCGGCGAUCCUCAGAUCUUCUAUUUUGGCGUCUUUGACGGACACGGGGGGGCAGCGUGCAGCGAUUUCCUCAGGGAGUCACUGCACGAUUACAUUGAGAAAUCGGCCGAGCUGUUUGAAUUGAGGUCGAGCUUGAAGAAGCUCGAUAGGAAGCGAUGCGGACAGGCGCCGAUAGUUGGGGGACUGGACGGAGACGAAAAGCAGCAAAAAGAGGGCAAAAAGGCACUAGACAUCUUAGAAGUCAACAGUGACGACCGCAAACUAGAUGGGAACGCCCAGUCGGAGGACGGGAGGAAUAAGCCAUACCCGGGUGAUCCUCCUCUCAUCCAGAGCGCCAACAAACAGAAUAUCCGACAGCUGGAGAAGGAGCUGACAAGGAAUUGGAAAGACCUCGUGGGCGGGUACUUUCGCCGUUUCAAGCCUGCCUAUUUUUCCAUCUACAGCGGCUAUCAGAAGUUGGGCGAGGAGUCGGAUCCCAUGAGACAAGCGGGUGAAGACAUCAACUGUGGCGUCGGUAUUGAAGAGGUCAUGACCUAUGCAUUUCUCAAAGCCGAUUACGAUUUCGUGGCGGCUCAAGCAGCAAAGAAUUCUGAAAGCGCGGACAACACGAGAGCCGAAAGGCCACUGAACGAAGGGGACAUUCUGGGUGAACCUAGCAAGGUGGCCGCACACAUCGGCGGACCUAACAGGUUUAGAGGCGGAAGCACUUGCAGCGUGGCCAUGGUGUCGACGCCCUCCCCUACGCCAUUUUGGAAUCCGGCGACCACAUCGACGAUCCUGGUGGCUCACGUUGGAGACACAAGGAUCGUCCUAUGCUCUACAGUGACAGGGGAGGCAGUACCCCUGACCACAAACCAUCAUCCAUCGUCGCCAGUGGAGAGCAACAGACUUAGAAGGUAUGCAGCGUCAUUUGUGACCGACUCUUUUGGCGAGGAACGGAUCUUGGGCCUUGCCAAUACUCGAGCAUUCGGAGACAUCUCUUCGAAGAGGAUCGGCGUCAGCGCAGAACCCGAGAUCAAGAGAGUCGAAUUAGGACCAGCCGAGUAUUCCUUCAUGGUCUUGAUGUCGGACGGCGUGUCUGGCACACUGGAAGACCAGGAAGUCGUGGACAUUGUCAAAGAAGCCAAAACCCCCGAGCAGGCCGCGCGAGACGUGGUCAAUUUCGCUACGGAGGUGACCACCGACGGGGACAAUGCCACUUGCCUUGUAGUAAGGAUGGGUGGAUGGGAGCGGCGACAAGAAGGGGGUAAUGGAAGCCUGGGAACCAAGGAGAUGCGGGACUUUAAGAGACAACAGGCUGCUGAUCCCAGGAGUCGACAGCAAUAG
This is a messenger RNA of Cladophialophora psammophila CBS 110553, 1809 nucleotides long. RefSeq lists its product as uncharacterized. Gene Ontology annotation, biological process: protein dephosphorylation. Lineage: Eukaryota; Fungi; Ascomycota; Eurotiomycetes; Chaetothyriales; Herpotrichiellaceae. The coding region runs from base 1 to 1809 and encodes 602 amino acids. Gene Ontology annotation, molecular function: protein serine/threonine phosphatase activity; cation binding. The transcript is spliced from 2 exons. The record is from RefSeq and is a predicted model, not a curated record.